Aphidius gifuensis is the source of this 1331-nucleotide messenger RNA. RefSeq names its product ribonuclease P protein subunit p40-like. The transcript has 6 exons. Lineage: Eukaryota; Metazoa; Arthropoda; Insecta; Hymenoptera; Braconidae. The record is from RefSeq and is a predicted model, not a curated record. Bases 183 to 1271 code for a protein of 362 amino acids. Gene Ontology annotation, cellular component: multimeric ribonuclease P complex; ribonuclease MRP complex. Gene Ontology annotation, molecular function: ribonuclease MRP activity; ribonuclease P activity. Gene Ontology annotation, biological process: tRNA 3'-end processing; endonucleolytic cleavage in ITS1 to separate SSU-rRNA from 5.8S rRNA and LSU-rRNA from tricistronic rRNA transcript (SSU-rRNA, 5.8S rRNA, LSU-rRNA); tRNA 5'-leader removal.
AAUGGUGGCGAUGGUGGUGGUGGUGGUAGACCUUUGUUGAUUAUCUCUUUAUUGUCAUGACUUUGUACACUUUGUAAUGUUUAUAAAAAUUAUUCCAUCAAGUGAAUGUUAAAAAAACUACAUAUUUUUUUUAUUAAAUUUAUUAUUUAUAAUUUAAUUUAGUCAACUUAUUCACUGUCCUCAUGUUGUGUCCAGAAGUAUGGAAUUUCAAAGCACCAAAACAUCAAUUAAAUAUUAUCAAUACUUGCAUAAAAAAAGCUGAAAUAAAUACAACAAUUAAAAAUCAUUACAACAAUCAUUCAGUGUCUGUAGUGAUUCCAAAUUCAAAAAACAUACCAGAAGUUUUAAUUGACAGUAUCCUUGAGGACUCGGAUUAUUACAAAGUUGAGGGUGUAACUGCUUCACAACUUGUUAACAAAGAAUUCAUAGAAGCAUUUGUAAAAAAAGGUGAAUUAAGUUUACUGUCAGUAAAUGUUAAAAUUGAUCUUGAUAAUGUUAUAACAAUAACACCAAAUGGAAUAUUAAUAUUAUCAUUAAAUAUUGAGGAUUUUCAAUCACUGGGAAUUGAAGGAAAAUUAUCAUAUUUUGAUAGAAAUAAACAAACACGUUACGUCGUCGAAAUAAAUUUGAACGAGGAAACAUUUACACCAGGAAAAAAAAAUUAUGAACGAGUACGUAGCUGCCUUGAAAAUAAUUUAAAGCAAAAAUUUGAUGUUGUGUUGUCAUGGGAUCCACCAGAUGACAAACUAUGUCCAUCAUCAGUGGCUUCUUGGUUUUACAAUCAAGGCAAUAAAGUAUCACUUUGUCAUCAAAAAACAUCAAAACUUGUACAUUAUUCUCUUGAUGUACCAACACUAGAAGAUGGCUACAAAGCCGAGGAUAUUUUUGAAUGGAUUGGGAUACUCAGUAUUGAUGGUGACAUGAAAAAUAAAGAUACUGAAAAUUAUGUGAAUUCUUACGUUUGUCCAAAGCCAAAUACACCAGUUGAUCAAGUAUUUCAUUUUGAAUGUACAGGAUAUUUUUCAAGAUCAAAAAUAAAUAAAAUUUAUGAAUUAAUUAAAACAUUAAUUUCAAAUGAUAAUGAAUUACAAACACCCUGGAUGAGUCUUCAUAUUCAUGGCUUUGCAGAUAGUCCAAUUAGUUGGUCUACAAAAGAACAUAAUUAUUACACCGAUGGUGAUAAUAGUUUAACAAUUAUUUUUCAUUCAAAUGAAAAUGCCAUUGUACAAAAAAGUCUGAGUUCCAAUUCAAAACCAAGAAUUUUUCAGUAAAAAAAAAAUUAUAUUAAUUAAUAAAGGUUUUUUCAAUCAAUAACUAUUUUUUUUCUUUUA